Tribolium madens (black flour beetle) is the source of this 2088-nucleotide messenger RNA. RefSeq names its product cyclic GMP-AMP synthase-like. Lineage: Eukaryota; Metazoa; Arthropoda; Insecta; Coleoptera; Tenebrionidae. The record is from RefSeq and is a predicted model, not a curated record. The transcript is spliced from 6 exons. The coding region runs from base 921 to 2042 and encodes 373 amino acids.
AAAAUAAUGUCAAAUGUCAAAACAUAAAUGUCGAUUUUUUGACAAACAGAAUUUUUUAAACACUUUUUCCGUGUUGCUGGUAUAUUAUCUCACUGGAAAUUUUUCUCUGGGGCGAGUUCUGGCGCACUCUGUAUAUUAUUUUUUCUACCUCUAGCAUAUUUAUUUAUUUCGGGAGUAAAAACACUAAAUAUCAAUAAAAGUAAUUACAAUAAAUAUCUGUCAAUUAAAACCAUAAAACAUUAUCAUUUCCUAUUUCUUAGUUGGUCAGAAUUACCAUUAAGCAGUACUACAAAAAAUUUCUCCAUUUUUAAAAUAACGUUAAAAUAAUCAAAAAAUGUUUUACUGCAAAACAUUAGCGAAAAUAGUCUAUUUUUAGCAAUGAAGAAAUGAUUUAUCAAACAAUAAAACCCAUUUAUCGUAGAAAAACACUUUUAAACAAUCACCGGUAAAUCCCCGAAUUUCACCAUUUUCAAUUGUCACAAGAUGACUCAUUGUUUGUCAAAGAUAUUUGCAAGAUAACGAUCUUUUAGUGUCAAUAAUCUUUCAUUAUAAAGGUUAAUAAUUAUAUUACCACACAUUUUUUCACAUUGAUAAGAAUUUGAAACGAGCAUUAUAUUUGCAAAAUCAGACUUUGUUUAUCAAACAAACAAAACUAAUGCAAUGAGUCAUCAGAGACAAGCACGAUAAAUAUGAGAAUUUUCUCGAGUACCAACCAAGUCGGUAUCGUGAGUUGUCUUUGAAUUUUUUUCAAAAUUCACACAUUCACAUUUUUCACUACCUUACUUGGUAAUUAAUUAUCUUGUAGAUAAAAUUAAUAAAAUUGAAUUGGAUUUUUAAACAACCUUGACAGUCUGACAGCGUCGAUAACCCCUCCAUUACCAGCAAACAGAAUCAGAAAAUUGCAAGUUUUGUGACAAAAAAUGGGGAAGAAAAACCCGUUUUCUGGCCUGGAAGACGGCUUAAAUGAAGCAAACCGAGAAUACAUCCAAUGGAAUCGAAAUGAUAAUCACAGGACAAAAAUCAAAGUUCUUAAAGUGGUAAAAAAAAUCGUAAAUCUAAUGAAACUCCAAUCGCCGGCUUUCGCAAAACUGGAACCAACAAUCUUCGGUAAUGGCAGCAGUUUCGAAGGGUUAAAAGUUGGCCAACCUGACGAAUUUGACAUUGAUAUUUUACUCACUUUGCCGGGGGAAACCCAGCCGGAGGUAAAAACGGACACAAUCCCAGGUUUUGUCCAAUUGCAACUUUUAGGUUUUGAUAAUUUGGCUCAAACUGAUCCGGAAUUAUACAGGUUGAUUUUUUACUUACUUAUUAUUAGGGUAAUGAGCGAAUUUGUUGACGAUGAUAAUUACUUGCUCACGACCCAAAUGAAGUCAUCUUUCAUGCAGAGUAUUUUUGACAAAACUCGUGACAAGUAUUUUUCAAAUGGAGUUAUUAAAGGUGAUCACAAAAAGAUUACAAGAGCGCAAAAUAAAGGGCCUGCUUUAACUUUAACCAUAGAUGGUUUCAAUUUAUUGGUUACAAUUGAUUUAGUCCCUUGUUUUGUUCUUACAAACUGGCCCCAAAACGGUUUUCGUCCCAACCCCUUUCCAGAAAUUGAUGAGUUUUUUAUAGUUCCAAAAGAGCCUAAACGAGAGCAUCCUCAUCUGGAAAGGUACUGGCGAUUGUCUUUCCAAGAACAGGAAAGGGAACUCAUGUUUGACAAAAAGUGGAUGAAACCGACAAUUCGAGUCAUGAAGUGCCUGAGAGAUCAUUUCAAACACAAGAUUUCAAGUUAUGCAAUCAAGACUCUCUUUUUUUGGCAAGAUCAAAUUACACCGGAUUUGUGGAGAGGUCCUUUGAGUCAUUGUUUGGUUUAUAUGUUGGAACGGUAUUUACGUUGCUUGGAGGAUAAAAAAAUUCCUUAUUUUUGGUACAGCAAGUUGGAUCUUUUGGAUAAUUUAACCGAUUCGCAAAAAGAACAGUAUAGGGAUGAUGUCCAAAGGAUGCUUAAUGAUAUUAAAGGUGAUCCAACAGCAGAAACUAUUCUUACAUAUUUUGGUUAAUUCUUUGUUAUUGUAUUAAAUAAAAACUACGAUUUUCUUAAUCAAA